GCAGAGACAACAGAAGCCGUUUUCUCCCACAGAACAAACAUGAAGCUGGUGAAAUACAUUGUGAUCGUCCACCUGAGCUGUUUUUGUCUAGCGUCCCACAGCACAUCCAAACAAACUGACCAAUCGGAGGGCCCCAGGAAAGCAGAGAGCAAUGACACUAAAGGGGUAAUGCUGGAGGAAUUCAACAGUGACCCUUACAUUCACCACCUCACAGCUAAAUGUUCCUGGAAUCUGUCUCUGCCUGGAAACAUGAGCAGUGACAUGGUGCCACUCACGCCCAGGUCCACGGACGUGCUGGCGGAAAAGAUCUGUCAGGAUCUAAACUGUGGCGGCGUCCAUCACGUGACUAAAGCCAGCUCCCCUCCUAACGCCACAUGCUUUCAUGACUGUUCGUACAGAGGCCGCAGAUUACAGAACUGUUCGCAGAGUGUGAGAAGCGACUGUGUGGUGAUCACCAGAGCGGUCUGUGGCCACCAGGCUGUGCGGCUGGCAGGAGGGCCUGACCGCUGCGCUGGACGUGUUGAGCUGUGGAGCAGAGGCACAUGGGGGACUGUGUGUGACGACCAGUGGGACAUGAAAGACGCAGACGUGGUCUGCGCGCAGCUCGGCUGUGGUUACGCCCUCAAUGUGACGGGACAGGGCGGCUUGUUUCCCGCGGGCCGAGGCCCAAUUCACCUGGACGAGCUGAACUGCACCGGAAAAGAGGAGAACCUGUGGGACUGUCUGGCUGCAGAGGACGAGUCUGACUGUGGACACAAAGAAGACGCUGGUGUCAUUUGCUCAGAGAUGAGAGCGAUCAGACUGAGUGGAGGUUUGGACCGCUGCGCCGGUAAACUGGAGGUUCACCGUAACGGCACGUGGGGGACGGUGUGCGACAACUGCUGGAACAAUCACAUGGCGUCGAUGGUGUGCUCCAUGCUGCAGUGUGGAGCCGAGCCACUCAAAUUCACCCAGUUUGUUCCUCCUCUCGCCCACAACGACGCGCCGCUCUGGUUCUAUCAGUGCAGCCCCGCAGAGCAGAGCCUGUGGCAGUGCAGGGAAAUCGUAAACAGCGCCCACGCGUGCAGCGGCUCCAAGGCAUCUGGCGUCAUCUGUAACGGUUCUCUUGGGUUUCUUAACGCCACCACAGCUAAUCCAACUGAAAUGACCAGUUGGACGACAGCAUCCACGCCUUCAGUCGCCAACGGCAUUCCUUUCAUCUCAGCUUCUACACUUUUUCUCGGCAGCGUUACUGUGUCGCUUCUGCUUCUCCUGUUUCUGAUCAUCAACACUGUUCUCUGCUGCCACUACAGGAGACGACACGCCUUCUUGGUCCAGCAGACACACACCAACACUCGUCUUCCCUCUGGACAUCAUCAAAACAAUUAUGAGGACACGGUUGACCUCGUCAAAGUCACCACCAACCAGCCGCACACAAACGUCCCCCCCAAUCCCAGGUAUCUUUGGACGCAGCAUAGUAGUGUUGACAGCACGUCAGUAGAUACAGACUAUGAGCAGUUUGACCCAAGCAAUGACCCGUGUUUCCCUUUAUCAACCUUUCAGAAUUCUCAGCGCUACAAAAACAACACAGACCCUUUGAUGAAGCCUUCAGUUCUCAACAGCCUUUAUGAGGAGGGCCCUGAACCAAUAACUAACGAGACGACAGCUUUUACGUUUCACAACAGUGAACCUCAAGACGCCAGGGCGUCAAAGAUCUCAGAGGACUCGUUCGAAACCACCAGCACUUCAUCUGGAGAAUGUUACGAAAACGUAAACAAGAGCGGCUACGUCAUGGUCACUCCUGAUCCACCUGCUGUCAACGGCACUUUAGAUCUUUCAAGACCCAACAACAAUUAUCAGCCAAACUGUGGACAAACAUCAGACCUGAGUGAUGAAGACGAUGACUCUGAUUACUCACCUGUGAGUCCUGAAUGAAACCCAAUAGAGUGACGGGCUAAUGAGAAGAUACUGAGAUAAUAUUUCACUGAAAAACACUGUCCAUUCACAUUUAUUGUAAAACCAAAGGCAUAUUCAGACACAGCAGUAGCAAAUAAUAUGGAUUUCUUUACAGGUUAUUUUACCAGCCGACAAACUAAGAAGCUAAACGACAAACUAAGAAGCUAAAGUCUGUUUUAUAUAGUAGAACUAAUUCUGACUAUGUUUAUUUUGUAUAUCAUGUAUGUGUAUUGUGUAUAUAAAAAGGUUGUGCCACAAGGUGGCACCACAAGCUUCAGGAUCAAGUCCCAUACUGUGAAGUGAAGUGAAGCAUUUUCAUGUAAAGGAGGGAAAAAAAUAAAAACCUGUUUGCCACA
Solea solea (common sole) is the source of this 2291-nucleotide messenger RNA. RefSeq names its product deleted in malignant brain tumors 1 protein-like. Lineage: Eukaryota; Metazoa; Chordata; Actinopteri; Pleuronectiformes; Soleidae. Gene Ontology annotation, cellular component: membrane. The coding region runs from base 40 to 1914 and encodes 624 amino acids. The transcript has 13 exons. The record is from RefSeq and is a predicted model, not a curated record.